AUGUCCUCCAUAUUUAAGAAAAAGGAAAAUAAGGAUGGUACGCUCAAGGUCUCGGGCAAGCUCAACAAGAGCCAAGCCAGCAGCUUGGCCUUGCUUAUCGCCCAGAUGCAAAAGAAUGCCGACCAGGUGGAGAAAGACAUCCUCCGGGCGGAGGAGCUGCUGGCUGUGGAUGCUGAAAAUGACAAGAAAGAGCUCCCCUUCGAGCAUCAGACUCCAGUCUCAGUCAAGCUGGGCGAGGCUGAGGGCCUGCUGAAGGAUCUUUUCCUGGACGUCGACAAAGCCAAGAAGCUCAAACACCCGCAGGCCAGAGAGAUAGAGAGCGAUGUCAUCCACCUCCACGAGCGCUGGCUGAAGGAUUGCGCCUUCUACCGAGACAUCUAUGAGCAGAUUGACGACGUGUCGCUGAUGCCCAGAAUCGACUGGGGGCCUGUUUUCAACCAGAAACAAAAAGAGGUGGGCACUGAGGAGUACGGCCCCACCAUGGCAGACCUGGAGAAGCAGAUCGCCGCUCACAACAUCCUGCACAAAGAGAUCGAGGCGUACAGCCCGCAGCUCUGCGUCAGCUCCGCUGGCAGCAAGGAGAAAUAUACAGCCCUCAAGAAACAGUACAACAAUCUACUGGACAACUCCAAGUGGCGUCGACACUACCUGAGCAGCCUGUACGAAUACAUGCAGGGCUGUAACAAAGAAGUGGCCUUCCUAGAAGAAGAGCAGGAGAAGAUCAGAACACAGGACUGGAGCGACCGUAUGGUGGAUCCACCUGAUGUUCGCAGGCAGUAUGAGAACUUCAAGAACAACAGUCUGCUGUUACAUGAGAGCGAAGUGAACAAACUCCAGGAUGAAGGAGACAGACUUGUUGAACUGAAGCACCCUGCCACCACCACAAUACAGGCUCAGAGAGAUCUCGUACGAAACGAGUGGCAGAAAUUCCUCAAUCUCUGCAUUUGUCAAGAGAUGCACCUGGACAACGUAGAGGAAUUCAAAAAGUAUCAAAUGGACACAGAGCAACUGUCAGAGACACUGACCAAACUCAACAACAACCUGGACCCCAAAACUACCAACAAGAAGAGCAACUCAGAGACGCUGCUGCAGCUCGAGGCGGAGGAGAAAACUGUGCAGAACAGCGAGCAGCUGCUGGCAGACCUGAGGAGACGCAGCACCAGCAUCGCCCCUCUGAAGCUACGCCGCACUGCCCCCAACAGACCCACCACAGUGGAGUCCCUGUGUGACUGGGAGUCCGACAAGGCGUCUCUGUCGAGAGGGGAGAAGUUCACCUUGAAAUCUAACUCAGACUCUGAGAACUGGGACGUUAUUUCCACCGAUGGGGCAACUAAAACCUUCCCAGGAGUUUGUUUCCAGAUCCCACCGCCUGAUCCAGAGGCCAUUGACAAAGUGGACCUUUUGGGUGGUGAACUGACAGACGUCAAGACGAAGAGAGCCGCUCUGGCAGCGUCCCUGAAGAAUCACAAAUCAGAAGUUUCCAGACCCCAGCAAUCAGCUCCAGUGUCUUCUGCCCCACCGGACCCCAAAGCGGCAGCGGUGGCUCAGGAGUUGGACAAGCUGGACAAUGACCUGGUCGAUGCUGAGGAGGCCAUGCUGAACCGCCUGAGGGCCCCACUGAGCCGCACGGACCCCACCGGAGAUCUGGCCAAAAGGCUGAAGGAGCAGGAGCAAGCUGCCAAGGAGCUGGAGGCUCUUGAGAAGCAGAAGCUUGCAGCUCAGUCUGACCUGGAGCCCCUGCUGUCCAAAGAUCCCAGUGAUACCUCCUCUGCAUUAGCACUGAAACUCAGCACUGCCAAGAACAAGCAUGACAGCAUCGCUGAACUCGCUGACCUCUACACCAAGAAAGCAAAUGCGUCUCUCAACCUGGAGGAUCAGAUAAAGAAGGUGGAUGGCCUCGUCUCUGGGUUUGAGGAGAAGUUGAUUCAAGACGGUCCAGUCCCUGAUGUGCCAAAUGCAGUCCAAGCUCGCACUGAGGAGAUUCAAUCCCAGCGAAAGUCUGUGGCAGCGGCUGAGGACGACAUGAAGAAGCUGAGUAAGGAUCUAGAGGCCACAGAGCAGCUGUGCAGCUCUCUGCAGCAGGGCCACCAGGAGUACUGCCCUGACAUCCAGCGCCAGAGAACAGAGGUCAAGCAGCUGCAGACUCGCUACGCAAACAUUGCCAAUCAGCUGAAGGAGAGGGAAAAAAUCUUACAAGAAACUGCAACCAAGAACCAGGAGUUCCAAAACACGUCCAAAUCCCUGAAUUCCUUCCUGGACAACCUGCCGACAAACCAGAUAAACCACAACGAUGAUCUGUCUCAGGUCACUGCCAAGCAGAGCUCCCAGGAGAGGGUGAUGGAUGACCUGAAGCGGAAGGGAGAUGAUAUGGACAGAGUGGUGGACCUGUCUCAAGACCUGCAGAAUCUACUCAAUGAGUAUGAGACCAACGUUGAUAAAUACAACAGUACACAGGAGGAUGCUGGAGCCACUGUUGCAAAGAAACCUGAUGUGCUCUCACUUGCUGAUGCAGUUCAGAAAGAGGAAAAAGAUCUGGUCAACCGUUAUGCUGAAGCAACAGCUGAAAACACCCAACGCCAAAAGCAGAUGAACUUGGCUAAGAAUCUCAUUUUACAAAAUGAAGAGAAAGUUCAAAUGGUGGCACAACAACAGGUGCAGCUUGAAAGCCAGCAGAAGAGUAGUUUUGAGCUAGACAGUCUGUUAAAAGAGCUGGAUGAUGAGAAGGAGAGGACAACUCAUGCCCAAACAGAGCUGAGAACCUUCAAAGACAGGAUGAUGUCACUAAAGAGUCGCAGAGGGGUGGAGCGUGUUGAGGAAAAAGAAGUCCUGCAGUACUACCGUGACCCAAAACUGGAGAGUGAUGUGGCUGAUCUUCAGAACAAACUGCAUGAAGAGGCCCUAAGGCGUAACACCACCCAGGCUGAGGUUGAGGUUCUUAACAAUAAAAUCGCUGUCCUGGAGGACACCCUUAAAAACACUCCACCCAAACUGGUAACCAGGGAGGUGACAGAGUUUGAGAAAGAUCCUCAACUAGAUGUGGAGGCCGCCAAGCUGAGAGAUGAAAUAGCGAAGAUGAGAGAUGAAAUCCGAGGUCUAGAUGGGCAGCAGAUUCAGAUGGAGACAGAAGUCUCGAUUCUCCAGCAGAAGAAGCAACCCAUCAAAGAGAAGGUGGUUAAGAAGGAAGUGGUGAAAGUGGAAAAGGACCCAGAGAUGCUGAGAGCAGUGCAAACAUUUGAGACGGAAAUCUCUGAUGAGACCAACAAGAGCAAGCUCCUCAACGACGAAAUCUUCCAGACAAGGAGCCAGAUUAAUGCACUUGAGAGGCUGAUUCCUAACAUCCAGCCUAAGAUUGUCACUAAGGAAGUGAAAAAGAUUGAACAAGACCCUGACCUCAUCAGUGAAUCGAAGAAUAUUCAAACAAGCAUGGAGAAUGAGAAGGCUGAAAACAACUCUUUGUCCAAAGACCUGAUGGAGCUCCAUAGUCGCUACCGAGAAGUUCAAGACUUGAAACCAAAAGUCGAGGUGAAGGAAAUAGUUAAUGAGAUCUACCGGAUAGAUCCAACCACAGAGGUGGAGAUAAUGCGUCUAAGGAAAGACAUACAAGACUCCAACAAGCAGUGCUCUGAUCUGGAUAGGGAGAUCACCCAGGUCACGUCUGAAGUGAAAGACCUUCGCUCUGAGAAACCAAAGGUGGAGAUAAAGGAAGUUCUCCAAGAGGUGGUUAAGGAGGAAAGAAGCCCUGAAAAUGAGAGAGAAAUUCACAGGCUAAAUGAUCAGGUGAACCAUUUACACACCGUUUACAACUCCCUCCAAGACCAGGUGAGACUUCUCAGGACAGACAGAGAUGAAUGGAAGGCUGAAAAGUCCAAGAUAGAGACCCAACUCGUCACCAAAGAAGUCAUCAAGUAUGAACCUGAUCCUCUAUUUGAGAAAGAAGCUGACCGCUUGAGAAGAGAUGUGCGUGAGGAGGCAAAGCUGCGGCGCACCAUCGAAGAGAUGGUGUUUGACCUGCAAAACAAAUCCAUCCUGUUGGAGAGACAGAAACCUGAGGAGAAAGUAGUUGUGCAGGAGGUUGUCCGUUUACAGAAGGACCCAAGGCAGAUAGUUGAGCAUGAGAUGCUCAGCAGGAACCUGGAUGAAGAAGUAAAGACGCGGCGUCAGCUGGAGCUGGAGUCGCAGCAGAUGAGAUCAACGGUGGAAGACAAAGAGAGGGUCCUCAGAGAGAGUGAUGAGCAUCAAAAGAGAGUUCAAGCAGAGUCUGAGGUCAGAGAUCUCAAACGGCGCAUCACACAGCUGGAAAAUGCCCCACCACCUGUUGAGGAAAGUAUUGUAGUUGAGGAGGUACUGAAGGUUGAGAGAGACCCAAAACUGGAUAGGUUGACAAACAGUGUGCGGUCAGACAUGGACAAGGAAACCAACGACAUCCUGCGUCUCCAGAGAGAUAUCCGUAGCACCAAUGUCAAGCUUGAGAUCCUACAGAGAGAGAAGUCUGGUGAGAAGACGGUGUACAAAGAGGUUGUCCGUGUUGAGAAAGACCAGGCUGUCGAAGCAGAGAGGGAUCGCCUGAGGGAACAGGUAUCUGAGCAUAAAUUUGCCAGGCAGGACUUGGAGGAUGAAAUCAGACGUCUCAAUGAUAAAAUCAACCAUCUGACAAGCUCCAAGUCCAGCACUUCAAGAGAGGAGGCUUCCCUUACUUCGAACAGAGAUGCCUUACAGAGGGAGAGGGACAACCUCACUCAUGAGCUUAAGACACUCGAGGCCAAGAAACAUGACAUCAGCCUGUCGUUCCAGCAGCAGAGCAAGCUGAUGAGUGAGAGGACAGAGAUGAGCAGGAAGAAGAGCAUUAAGAUGGACUCUGACAUCCAGCGUUUGGAGAGGGACAUCCUGGAUGAAAAAGACAACAUUCACCAGCGAGACAACACCAUCCGAGAUCUCCAACUGAACCUGCAGAAAGAGGAGCAUGCUGAAACAAGAACCAAAGAGACCAAUGUCUCCACCAAAAUCACCAUUCUGGAUCCAGAUACAGGCAAAGACAUGUCUCCUUAUGAUGCCUACCUGCAGGGCCUGAUUGACCGUCAACAGUACAUUCAUCUGCAGGAGCUGGAGUGUGACUGGGAGGAGAUUACUUCCAUGGGACCUGAUGGGGAGACAUCUGUACUGCAGGAUCGCAAGAGUGGCAAGCAGUACCCCAUUAAAGAUGCCCUGAAGGCAGGCAGGCUGACAGAACAUGAGUUUAAAAAGUACAAACAAGGCAAAAUCCCCAUCUCAGAGUUUGCCUUGAUGGUUGCGGGUGAAAACAAGAAACAGCCCCAGUUCAACUCAAUCACCCCAAAGUCCACCACACCAGUGAAUUCAGCCCCUCCUAGUCUCUCCACUGCAACAGAAAUCUGCCCAAUUGCUGGAAUAAUGGAUACAAACACUGACACCUGCUUCACAAUACGCAGUGCCGCCAUUCGUAAACUGAUCGACUCCACCACCGCCCAAAGGCUUCUGGAGGCUCAGGCAGCAACAGGUGGCAUCAUUGAUAUCAACACCAAAGAGAGAUUCACAGUUCACAAGGCAGCACCCAGAGGUCUCAUUGAGGACAGUCAACUCCAGAGGCUACUCAAUGCACAAAAGGCCUUUACUGGCGUUGAGGACCCCAUGACCAAAGAGCGUUUGUCUGUGGGAGAGGCUGUCCAGAAAGGCUGGAUGCCAAAGGAAACGGCCAUUCGCCACAUGGAGGCACAGCACCUGACCGGAGGGCUAGUGAAUCCUAACACUGGCUGCAGAGUAAGCAUCUUGGAUGCCAUUGGGUCCAAAAUGAUCGACAGCACAAUGAUGAGGGAGCUGCAGGCUGAGACGACCUACAUCAAGGAUAUUGUAGACCCUGUCACAAAGGAGAAGAUCAGCUACAAACAAGCUCUGGAUCGCUGUAAGAAAGACCCAAUGUCAGGCUUACCAAUGCUGCCAGCCUCCUCCAAAGAGCCCGGUUACACUCCAGCGUACAACUCUCAUAGAUAUGCAAGAUUCUAGAUAUGUUUACAACGUACUUAGAGUUAUCUGAUUUGUGGAGCAAUAAAUGGAAAAAUGUACUAUUACAUUUGAGAUCAUAUUGUACAAACAUGAAAAAAUGCAUACAUUAAUUACAAUGUACAUUUGGACUCAGGAAAAGUCUCUAAUGCAAAGCUUUCUGUCUAGCCAAAAUGAUUGCUGCUGAGUUGCCUUUGUUUACUUAACAUAUCUGAAUGGGCAAUGUUUUUUGAUUUUAUUUAAAACAGAAUAUAAAUGCAGUUUGUCUGAUAUUAUUGUGUUAUUAGGGAUAUUGGGGCAUGGUGCAAUGCUAUUUACCAAGAUUGAUUUGAUUCUGUAUUACUCAUGGGCAAUCCUUGACACUGUUCACUUUAAACUCAAUCUUGUUUGAUACUUUAUGA
Molecule: messenger RNA, 6413 nt
Organism: Thunnus maccoyii (southern bluefin tuna)
Lineage: Eukaryota; Metazoa; Chordata; Actinopteri; Scombriformes; Scombridae
Gene: evpla
Product: envoplakin a
Exons: 22
Coding region: 1-6015 (2004 amino acids)
Biological process (GO): wound healing; intermediate filament cytoskeleton organization
Cellular component (GO): intermediate filament; cytoskeleton; membrane
Molecular function (GO): cadherin binding; structural molecule activity
Source: RefSeq, a predicted model, not a curated record